AUGGCCUUCACGUCUACUCGACUGCCAACAGCUCCAAAUCAGGAAGAUUUAGAUAAGCGAGAUGCAUAUCUCCAUAGUCUGAAAGUUGCUUUCACCCUCCUAUCCCUUAUUACGGCAAUAAUUUUGGGCGUGGGAAUUUAUGUGGCGGUUGAUCCAGGCCAGAACAAUUAUGGGUUAAUGGUAUUGGGUUAUGUUCUCAUCGCAUUGGCCAUCGCCUGCCUCAUCGCGUCUGUACUAACAGGAGAUCGACUAUUUCGUCUAAUUCGUGCGAUUUCAGAGACGAAGGACUACCGACCUAAAGCUGCCGAAGCUCUUCGACAAAAACCGUACCCACGGCAGCCCAGUGACUCUGUCAGACGCCGACGUGCUCCAGCACACAGAACGACUCACACAACCCUUACACAAUCAGAAACAAACAGUCAAGAGCCAAGACGUGGUGCUGGUGCUGAUGGAGUGGGAGCAGUGUCCGAACGCGUUGCAGAACCACUUCCGGCUCCAAGCGCUCCUCCAGCUAAUGUCAGCGUUGAUAUAACUAACAGCAUGAAUGGUGAGGAGGAAGAGUGUGGAAAGGUGAUACCACCAGCCGCGGAUUUGGAAAGACCUCCACCAUUCGCACCACCACCUGGACUAUCACCGCCGCCAUACACAGAAGACUAA
Molecule: messenger RNA, 657 nt
Organism: Hydatigera taeniaeformis
Lineage: Eukaryota; Metazoa; Platyhelminthes; Cestoda; Cyclophyllidea; Taeniidae
Source: the annotation of a GenBank genome assembly